AAGGCCGAAAGGGAAAGAAGACAUGCCCCGGAAUGCGACACGUGAAGUCUCCACCACAACCCUAACUUACCUAACCUUCAACCUUUUCAUCAUUGGCGGCCAAGGCGCACAUCUGCAACCAUCUGCUCGGCCUCUCUGCUGUCGAGCUGUGCAGGGACAGAGGCCAUUAAGAUGUCCUCCAUCCGGCCCAUGACGCCGAUGGAUCUGCUCAAAUUCAACCCGUGCAACCUCGACCAUCUGACCGAGACGUACAACAUCGGCUUCUACCUCGACUACUUCACCAAAUGGCCGGAGCUGUGCAAGGUGGUCGAGGGGGAGAAUGGGCAGGUGGAGGCGUACAUCUUGGGCAAGGUGGAAGCCUCGCCCUACCCGGCGCCCGUGGAGCCGUAUGACCCGGGCUUGAAAAUCUACCAGAAGAAAUUCCCCAACUAUCUGCCGUGGCAUGCGCACAUCACCUGUCUCACCGUCGCCCCCUCUGCCCGCCGUCUCGGGCACGCCACCCGGCUCAGUGUAACGCUGGAGGAGGUGGGCGAUGCGCAGAAUGCGUGGUUCGUCGACCUCUUUGUGCGCGUGGAUAAUGUGGCGGCCAUCAAGCUGUACAAGAACAUGGGGUAUUCAAUCUACCGCCGAAUCACAGACUAUUACAAUGACGGCAGCGAUGCGUACGAUAUGCGCAAGCCGCUCAAGCGCGACAAGCAGCGCAAGACGGUGCGGGCGAAUGGGGAGAAUAUCAAGGUGCAUCCGUCGGAAGUGUGGUGAGCAAGCAGUCAGCACCAUGCUGUAGUACUUCAGCCGCAAUCGGGACGAUCGU
This is a messenger RNA of Neohortaea acidophila, 811 nucleotides long. RefSeq names its product acyl-CoA N-acyltransferase. Gene Ontology annotation, cellular component: NatB complex. The coding region runs from base 172 to 759 and encodes 195 amino acids. Gene Ontology annotation, molecular function: protein-N-terminal amino-acid acetyltransferase activity. The transcript is spliced from 3 exons. The record is from RefSeq and is a predicted model, not a curated record. Gene Ontology annotation, biological process: N-terminal peptidyl-methionine acetylation. Lineage: Eukaryota; Fungi; Ascomycota; Dothideomycetes; Mycosphaerellales; Teratosphaeriaceae.